Molecule: messenger RNA, 1068 nt
Organism: Rhodofomes roseus
Lineage: Eukaryota; Fungi; Basidiomycota; Agaricomycetes; Polyporales; Fomitopsidaceae
Product: ras protein
Exons: 7
Coding region: 223-828 (201 amino acids)
Biological process (GO): signal transduction
Cellular component (GO): plasma membrane
Molecular function (GO): GTP binding; GDP binding; GTPase activity
Source: RefSeq, a predicted model, not a curated record
CACAAGGCUAUUCCGUACUGUCGACGUCCACCACACCCAAGGCCGCAAGCCUCGCCUUUUACGACCCUGCACGAACUUGCACGACGUUCAGAUCUCUUUCUCUGUUCUCUUCAUCCGCACCCCUUCCACCUCCCCUGUCUCUCGCGCAUUCCGCUUCACGUCGGCUGCUCUCUCAUUUUCAAGACUUGCAUAUCCCUGUACUCUCGUUUCUCUCAGUGAAGAAUGGAUAGCUGGAGGGUAGCCGUCCUCGGUGAUGGAGGCGUAGGCAAGACCGCUUUGGCUGUGCAGUUUACACUGAAUUGCUUUGUUGAGACAUAUGAUCCAACGAUAGAAGAUGCAUAUCGCCGACAGCUGGUCGUCGACAAGCGGAUGUGCUUUAUUGAGGUGAUUGAUACAGCAGGACAAGAGGAGUACGCGACUUUACGCGACCAAUGGGUCAGGGAAGGCCAGGGGUUUAUUCUGGUCUACUCGAUCGCGUCACGGGCAACUUUCGACCGGCUCGACGUCUUCCGACAAGCCAUGCUGAAGGUGAAGCGACAGAAGCCGGUCUUCAUGCUCGUGGGCAACAAGUGCGACAAGCAGUACGAACGAGAGGUCUCGCGGGAAGAGGGCGCGACGCUCGCACGGAACUUCGGCUGCGAAUUCCUCGAAACGUCCGCCAAGACACCGACGAACGUCGAGAGGCUCUUCGUGGAUCUUGUCCGGUUGCUACGACAGACAAAACAAGCGGAACAGGGCAUGCAGGGCCAACCACGAGUCAGGGACGAUCGGGUUGGGUCAAAGCCUUCAGGGAAGGGUCCAGGGAAGAUCAAGUGUAUUAUCAUGUAGGGUGCAUCGAGGACUAUAUAGAACUGACCCAUUUCUGCUGCUCACCCCGUACCACGAUACCAUUUCUCUCUUACGUUGGGUUCAUAACGUCCGGUUCCGACUGCUGCCGGGACAGAUAUCCCUUUCCCGCCGGCUAUAUGACAUUCAGAGUUGCUUCAUGAUGUACAUAUCCCCCGCUCUUCCCUCUGUGCAUAGUCCAGUUCUGACACAUAGGAAUGCAUCUACGCUUACUUGGACGCA